UGUUCCUGCUGGACGAGAGCAGUGCCUGCCGGGUUGAUGCAGAUUUGGUCCACCUUGCCCAAGUUGACACUCUUCCCCAAGAUCUUGGGUGGUGGUGGUGGUAGCUGGCCGUGUUGGUGCGGCUCGUGGCCGCGUCGGGCUUAUAGCUCCAACUUGAUUGAGGGCAGGGACCUCCCACCCUACCCGGCUGCGUCAUCGCGCAAAGACGCCCAACAAACUCAAGGCGGGCUCUCUGUUCGGCAGGAAGGCACACGCGCGUGCUCCGCUAUAUCGUCCUGCAAGCCUGUCCGGCUGCGAUCUCACGACGCUUUGCUGUGGCAAGCCAAUGCACCGCCCAGCUCAUGGGUUACCAAGCCUCUGGAUCAGCGAGCGACUGCAAAGCCGCAGACCUGUUCGGCCCAACCGUACAUGAGUGUGGGCAGAGCCGUGGGGCGUAAGCUUUAGGUAGCAAGCAGCCACCUUCAUCUUUUGCGUGUCCAGGGUGCUCAUCGAGCCAUCGCGCAAGGCUGCUGUGACCACACGCCAUGGCUGACUUGGCCCUUGAAGAUGGUGUGGUUGAGGUCGAGCUGGACCGCGAUCCAGAGCUAGGCUUUGGGUUCAGCAUUGCUGGUGGCGUGUACGAUGACCACGGACAGUCGGUGCCUGUGGUCAUCUCCAAGGUCAAGGAGGGCGGCCCGGCGGAUCGAUCGGGCAAGUUUGUUGUUGGCAGCCGCGUUGUGAGCAUCAAUGGCAACAAGACCGAUGGCGUAAUGCACGAUGUCGUCGUCAACCUCUUGCGCCUCGCCGGCACCCACCUGAAAUUGCGCUUGAAGGAGACUCGCAUUGAUUGGUCCAUCGCUGCCGCUCCCACAGCGGGUGCUUCCGCGCACCUUCCUGUCCGCAACGACGCGGCUGCCCGCAUCCACCUGCCCGUGGCGUUUGAGCGCGUGCAAAUGCUGUACAACUUCAAUGGCCGCUCAAACGACGAAUUGGUGGUUAAGAAAGGUGAUAUCAUCCAUGUGCAAGGCCGCAGUGCCGAUGGUUGGUGUACCGGCGAGUGCCAACGCACUGGCCAAAGCGGCCUCUUUCCAGCUACCUAUGCCAUGCGCCUGCGCCACGAUCCCAGGGUCAUUGAAUCGAUCUACUCGGAUCUGGAAACCUAUCAAAGCCUCGGUAGUGUGAGCGGCUCGGACUCACUAUAUGAGCACCUGCCCGAGGAACAGCAGCUUUCUCCCUCACCACAAGCCAGCCACACCGACUAUGGCGUCUCCUUGGCCGCCACCCCAGACCUGUCAGAUGGUGACGGUCACUACAGUCGUGUCCCUGCAAGAAGAUCCACCGCUGCGGGCAACCACAUUGAUGUCUUGUAUGCUUCGGUUGAUCGCAAGGCCCUGGUGGUCAACGGCGACGUGUACUCUGCCGUUCAGCGAGGUGGCGAUGAUCCCGUCUACUCACGCCUCAGCGCAGCAGACGAGGAACAUUAUGCUUCACUCUCACGGCAUCGACGGAGCAUCUCCAUCCGGCCCGACGACGCUCCUUAUGCCCACUUUCCGGGAGACAAAGCGGAAGUGCUCUAUGAGGGGUUGCCCGAGGAGAAAAUCGUAACCAGCAAUGACGCACCCCCGAUCCCCGAGCGACGGUAUGACGUCGAGGAGAUGAUGAAGCCUAUGAUCGAGUUGACCAUUGACGAGGGUGCACCCACGGACGCAGAAGACUACGAGCAGCUGCCCAAUGACUUGCCCCGCGCACAAGCACAGGAGGAUUUGUACGAGGAUUUGCCCGAGCUCACGAGCGAGGCAAAACCUGCCGCGCCGGCCUUGCCAGAUCGCCCCUCGGCCCGAGGUAGCAGCCCAUUACCACCACCCAGCCAAGACCCUUCCCCGUCAUCAGGAUCCGAUUUCCCGCCCCCAGAGGCCCUGAACAAGUCGGCGCAACGUUCGCUACGAAAGCAAGAAGAAAAGGAUCGCAAGCAAAAGGAAAAAGAACGCAAGAAAGCCGAAAAACAAUACAACAAGGAACUGAAACUGCUUGAGCGGCAGCGUCGCAAAACGGAGCGCCAGGCGCGCAAGCGUCAGGGCAAACCUGAUCGUCCUUCCGUCGACUCGACAGCCUCGGGUGCCAUGACACCUUCCUCGAGUGCAACCAGCAAUCGCGGGACCCCCAUCCCGCCCCCAUCUCCUUGA
Molecule: messenger RNA, 2162 nt
Organism: Monosiga brevicollis MX1
Lineage: Eukaryota; Choanoflagellata; Craspedida; Salpingoecidae
Exons: 3
Coding region: 525-2162 (545 amino acids)
Molecular function (GO): protein binding
Source: RefSeq, a predicted model, not a curated record